Messenger RNA from Rubroshorea leprosula, 1504 nucleotides. The record is from the annotation of a GenBank genome assembly. Lineage: Eukaryota; Viridiplantae; Streptophyta; Magnoliopsida; Malvales; Dipterocarpaceae.
AUAAAAGAUGAGUCUAACGGAUGAAUUGAGACUGAGAAGGGGAGUCAGAGUUGAAAUUAUCUUUCUCUGCUUCUCCUUUACUUCCUCACACGCACACUCCUUUGUCUUGGACUAAAUUCUGCCCCUGAAAGCUACAAACCAUAAGAUAAUUAUUCCAUUAAGAGAUGAAGAAGAAAAAGAAGAAAAACAUGCAAAGAAGUUUUUGCCAUGGUUUGAAUUGAUGGAAUUGGGAAAAAAAGCAAGUACAUAAGUUAAAUUGUCUACUGAAAUGAUGAAGAACACCCUAAUUCUACUGGAAUCUGUGCUGAAAUCCGAAAUUUGGAAGCAUGUGUAGAGAAAAUUAACGUAUGAAAAUUUGCAGAUGUUUGAGUAGGGCUAGCCGUCCCUUCUCCUUACCAAAAUUUCCUUUUUGUUCUCCUUUGGCAAGCAGUAACCUCCCACUUUCUGCAGUUACAAUCAUGGGUGGUUUCUUGAAGGUGUUGUUAAGUGUGUUGAAUCGAAUGAUGUACCAAUCAUUUUUCUUAUCUACUGUUUCUCUCGAACCUGUUGCCACAAUAGAUCCUGUUGAAGAUAUAUCUACUGGAAGUGGCGAAAGCAAUUCUGGCUCCUCUCAUACAAAAUCUGGUGAUGGUUCUUCACCAGCCACAAAGGUUAGGGGUUCUAGAUUCUCUUCACGCAUAGCGAACAAAAGCUUUAAAAUAGUUAAACCGAAUGAACUUAUCGAUCUAAGCCCAGACAAAGAGAAUACCCUUACACUUGUAGCCUCUCCUGUUAGGCAGGUUGAUGUUGAUGACAUUGAGAGUGUUGCUGCUGAUGUGUCCAUGAUUGAUGAUGAUUUGGAGAAUGAGCUUCUUGCCCAGCUGGACAUGUUGAUGGACCCUCCUGUUAAAUCAGGAUCUGUCGUAGAUAGCAAAGGGAAGGCUAUUGCUGAAAAAGCGAAUCCAGAUAUCGAUCUCCCUACCCAGGAGCAGAUUAGUUUUACUAUUAUGACCCUGCAAGAGCUCAUUGAUGGUGAUCCUUCUCAUUUCUGCAAAGUGCUAGACCAACCAGCCGCCUUUGAAGCGGCUCAGAUCCUUAGUCGAGCUCCACAAUUAUUUUCUACUCAACAAAAGUUCUAGGCAGAUUUCACUACCAUUUAUACACAUUUCAGCAAGAGAUUCUAGGUACUUGAGAACAAAGUAGCGGUUGUAGAAUCUGUGAGAAAAUCUAUAGUGGAUAACACUGCUGUUGUCUUUAAGAAGAAGGAAGAAUUCUUGGCAGUGAAGGUUGCUCAUGUCACACAAGUUAAACAUCUCCAAGAGCUUAAAGAAGAAAUUUCUAACCUUGAAGCCAAUCUUUCAGAGUUAAGAAACCAAGCUCCUCCAAUAGUUAAGAAAUUUCAGAGUUAAGAAAUUCCUUGGUAGGGAAUGGAUCUGCAUCAACUCCCAUAGUUUCUUUGGCCUUAUCUGGAAAACGUAUAAUUCCCUUGUCGAUUUUAUCUUGUAAAACAUUCCGAAAAAUCACA